CGACGGUGGUCGCCGCUCAAGAGAGAUGGGCAGCGUGCCGUCCAAGGCCAAGAGGGUCAAACCCGGGGGUGAUGGCGCGCCGAGCAAACCCGCAGUCGGGGAAGUCAAUGACGAAGACGUGAAAGCGGAGGCGAUGAAGAUAGAGGACAUGUCCCAGACCGAGCGCCUGGACUUCAUCAUGGGGACAGAACGACACGCGGUCGGGAGGAGGGAAGAGCACGUCGUCACCGAGAAACUGAAAGAGCGCGUGACCGAACUCGCCAAUCGCAUGGACGAGUCGCUGAAUUUCAAGGCGCAGACGAAAGCGCAACGAGCGGCGGCUGCGAAGUCCGCCGCGCACGCGGAGGAGCUACCGAUCUUGAAGCGCUCGCACUCGCUGAACUGGCGCGAGAGAGUCGCGCGGGCGAAGGAGCACGCCGCGGCGACGUUGUCCGUAUUGCAAAUCCUCGAUUUCGGGCUGACGAGCAAGAGGAGGAACUACUUCGACACGAUGCCCCCCGCGAUAGAAGAGGCCCUGGACGACGACUACCCGAGUUUCCUAGCGGAGUACGCGAAGGCUAAGAAGGCGAUCUCGGAGAUCAAGGAGGAGGCGGACAAGAACCGCGCGGCCAAGGAAAAAGAGGUGGCGGAGAAGAAGAGCGGCAGAUUGAAAGCGAAAGCGAAGCAGGCGGUCGCGAAGAGAAAGGCUCUCGUUAAGGCAGCGAAAGAAACCCAAGAGGAGCGAACUGACGUUUUCGUCUCGGAAGACGAUCACGACGAUGACGACAUACAGCACUUAUUCGACGCCGCCGCCGCGGCGAAGCUGCUUAAGACACCGAGAUGCUUCUGGGCGUGCCCGUGA
Messenger RNA from Micromonas pusilla CCMP1545, 841 nucleotides. RefSeq lists its product as uncharacterized. NCBI's taxonomy places the organism in Eukaryota, Viridiplantae, Chlorophyta, Mamiellophyceae, Mamiellales, Mamiellaceae. The record is from RefSeq and is a predicted model, not a curated record.